This is a messenger RNA of Symbiodinium sp. CCMP2456, 485 nucleotides long. Lineage: Eukaryota; Dinophyceae; Suessiales; Symbiodiniaceae. The record is from the annotation of a GenBank genome assembly.
GUGGCGCUGAUCCUGCAAUCAGCAAAGCUUCCACCAUGGUCAAAUCACCCGGCUUGCCGAACUCUGCACCCAAAUCCGGCGCUGCCACGCCCAAAGCCACGCCAAGCGGUCAACCGCCAGCAGGAAAGGUGGUCAUGGCCAAGGCAACGCUGUCAAAGUCUGCAGGCAUCAUAGCCAAGGUCGGACUUGGCUCGCCGGCAGGAACUCCAACCACAGUGCCGCCCAAGGCUGUUGUGGCCAAGGUACCGGCCAAAGUACCCGUGAAGGCAGCGCCGGCGAAAGCAAAAGCCGCACCUGCAGAGGAGCCGGCUCCGGAGAGCGUCUCCAAGGCGUCACCGCCCGCAAGCCCACCGCAGGAGGAUGCCCUGUAUCAGCUGGUGGGUGAGCUCACAGAUGAUCCCGUCGUGCAAGAUGGGCUCAUCCUGGAAGAUCGAAUCAAUGAGGUCUUCCGGCGACUCUGGGAAAGCGUUGCGCGGAGGCCCAAG